Tripterygium wilfordii is the source of this 3731-nucleotide messenger RNA. Its product is annotated as MDIS1-interacting receptor like kinase 2-like. Gene Ontology annotation, molecular function: protein kinase activity; ATP binding; protein binding. The transcript is spliced from 3 exons. Bases 1 to 3492 code for a protein of 1163 amino acids. Lineage: Eukaryota; Viridiplantae; Streptophyta; Magnoliopsida; Celastrales; Celastraceae. Gene Ontology annotation, biological process: protein phosphorylation; hormone-mediated signaling pathway. The record is from RefSeq and is a predicted model, not a curated record. Gene Ontology annotation, cellular component: plasma membrane.
AUGAAGUCUAUUGCCUUCUCCAUUUUCCUUUUCACUACUUUGUUUCUGAUUGUUGCUUCUGAUUCUACAGAGGAAGCACAUGCUCUUCUCAGAUGGAAAGCCAGUUUUCAAAAUCAUACUCAGCCUCUCUUAUCUUCAUGGUCCGUUCUCAAUUCAACCCAUUGCACUUGGUUCGGUGUUUCUUGCAACACUGCUGGAAGUAUCACUAUGAUUAACCUUACGAGUUGUGGCAUUCUUGGUACGCUUUAUAACUUUUCAUUCUCAGCUUUUUCCAACCUCUCAUAUUUUAAUCUUAGCAUGAAUGCACUCCAUGGUUCCAUCCCUCCUGAUUUCAAUCAUCUCUCCAACCUCAUCCGUCUUGAUUUGUCAAGCAAUCAGUUUUCAGGACAAAUCUCACCUUCACUUGGCCAGCUAACUCAUCUUGAGGCUCUUGUGCUCAAUGAUAAUAAACUAAAUGGCUCAAUUCCUCAAGAAAUUGGUCAUGAGCUAAAGUCCCUCAUUGAGCUUCACCUGCACAAUAAUUUUCUAGGUGGAUCCAUUCCAACUUCUUUGGGUAAUAUGAGUCACUUGACUAAUUUGAAUCUCUACAAUAAUUCCCUAUCCGGUUCCAUCCCACCAGAACUUGGUCAGCUCUCCAAGCUUGUCAUCCUUCAGUUGUCAUUCAAUAGACUUUCUGGGUUAAUUCCACCCGCAAUUGGCUUGUUGACUAAUCUGAAGGCCCUUCAAUUACACCAAAAUCAGUUGUCAGGGCAAAUCCCACCUACACUUGGCCAGCUAACUAAUCUGGUGAUUCUUUGGCUCAGAGAGAAUCAGUUGUCAGGGCAAAUCCCGCCUAUAUUUGGCAAGCUAACUCAUCUCGAGUCCCUUGCGCUCAGUACCAAUCAACUAAAUGGCUCAAUUCCUCAAGAAAUAGGUCAUGAGCUAAAGUCCCUCAAAGGGGUUGUCAUGGACAACAACUUUCUAGAUGGAUCCAUUCCAACUUCUUUUGGAAAUAUGAGUCAGUUGACUAAUUUGAAUCUCGCCAAUAAUUCACUUUCCGGUUCUAUUCCACCAGAACUUGGUGAGCUCUCCAAGCUUGUCAUCCUUCAGUUGUCAAUGAACAGACUUUCCGGGUCAAUUCCACCUACACUUGGCCAGCUAACUCAUCUUGAGUUUCUUGUGCUGACUGAUAAUCAACUAAAUGGCUCAAUUCCUCAAGAAAUAGGUAAUAUGAGUAACUUGACUCACUUGAUUCUCUUCAAUAAUUCACUAUCCGGUUCCAUCCCACCAGAACUUGGUAAGCCCUCCAAGCUUGACACUGUUGAUUUGUCAAUAAAUAGACUUUCGGGGUUAAUCCCACCUGGAAUUGGCUUGUGGACUCGAGUUCGGAUCCUUCAUUUACAACAAAAUCAGCUAAACGGUUCCAUUCCUCGGGAAAUGGGAAAUAUGAGCUCUAUUUAUGCUCUAGAUGUGAGCGAUAAUCAACUCAGUGGUCAAAUUCCAACAUCAUUUGAUGGUCUAAAAGGCAUCUAUUAUCUUUACCUGUACGGUAACAAUCUAUCUGGCAGCAUACCUAAAGAGAUUGGAAACUUGACGGCUCUUCUGCACUUGCAGUUGAGUAGUAAUCAACUUAGUGGUUCACUUCCAGCUUCCCUUGGAAAGUUGAGCAGCGGUAGAUCACUCCAGCGUUUUGGCAUAAGCAACAACCAUUUGGUAGGCUCCGUACCCAAAGACAUUAGAAACUGCACAAGCUUGACUAGAGUUCGCCUUGAAGACAACCAACUAGAAGGAAAUAUAGAUGCUGACUUUGGAGUCUAUCCAAACUUGAUCUUUAUUGACAUGAGUCGCAAUCGAUUUUCUGGAGAAAUCUCACCUAAAUGGGGUCUAUGCUCACAAUUAGCCACUCUAUGGAUUACUAGGAAUAACAUUAGUGGUAAGAUACCUCCAGAGAUUGGAAAUUCGACACAGCUACAUGAUCUUGAUUUUUCUAUGAAUCAUAUGGUCGGGGAGAUUCCAAUAGAGUUGGGAAAGUUGACUAAUUUGUUGAAUCUGAGGUUGAAUGGAAAUCAUCUUUCUGGCCAUAUUCCUCCUGAGCUCGGAUCACUUACCGAUCUCAAAGUUCUCGACUUAUCAAGGAACAUAUUGAGCUUUAUGCCAGAUAGCAUUGGAGCCUUGUCGAAUCUCCAUGACUUGAAUUUGAGUUGCAACAAAUUCAGCCAAAGAAUUCCAAUUCAAAUUUCAGAAAUAAUUCACCUUUCUCAACUUGAUUUGAGUCAUAACAUGCUUAUCGGAGAAAUACCAGCACAAUUCACCAAGUUGGAAGACCUGGUGACCCUAAAUCUUUCCUUCAAUAAUCUUUCGGGUCCUAUUCCAAACACCAAAGUAUUUCAAGGUUUUCCGGCGGAAGCAUUCCAAGAAAACAAAGGAUUGUGUGGCAAUGUGAGUGGAUUGCAACCAUGCCAGCUGCCACACAAGGAAGAUAAAAAUGGUUCAAAGAAGAGAUAUAAGAUUGUGUUUAUAGUUGUGUUUCCUCUCUUGGGAGCACUUGCUAUAUCCUUUGUGAUAAUUAUUGUGUUUUGUAAUUUCCAAACACGAAGGAAGGGCGACCCUGAGAACAACGAGCAAUCACUUACAUUAUCUAUUCUUGAUAGCGCAAUGAGAUUUGAAGAUAUCUUGGAAGCAACCAACAACUUCGAUGUCAUGUAUUGCAUUGGGGAAGGAGUUCAUGGAAUUGUCUAUAAAGUUGACCUUCCAUCAGGUGAUAUUGUAGCUGUCAAGAGAUUCCACUGUUUACUUGACAGUAGCAAUUCAGUAGAUCAAAAGGAGUUUUUCAAUGAGGUCAAGGCCUUAACAGAGAUAAAGCAUCGGAAUAUUGUGAAACUCCAUGGCUUCUGCACACAUUCAAAAUACACAUUCUUAGUCUAUGAUUAUCUUCAGAGAGGUAGCCUGGCCAAAAUUCUAAGCAACGACGAGGAAGCGAAAGAAUUGGAUUGGUGUAGGAGGAUGAAUGUCAUCAAAGGUGUCUCGCAUGCCUUGUCUUACAUGCACCAUGAUUUGUCAUUGCCAAUCAUUCAUCGAGACAUAUCGAGCAAAAAUAUUUUACUAGACAUGGAAUACGAAGCUCAUGUUUCUGACUUUGGCACCGCUAAGCUUCUCAAGCAGGACUCAUCUAAUUGGUCAAAACUAGCUGGAACAUAUGGAUACAUCGCACCAGCAGAGCUUGCUUAUACAAUGAAGGUGACUGAAAAAUGUGACGUAUAUAGCUUUGGAGUGUUGACACUAGAAGUUCUCAAAGGGAGUCAUCCAGGCGAUAUCAUAUCAAGUGCAUCAUCUUCAUCUUCUGCCACUCUACAAGUUAAACUUAAUGAUUUGUUAGACCAGCGCCUUUCACCUCCACAGUACAAGAUUCUUGAUAAACUGGACCGCAUCUUAGAGGUGGCCAUUUCAUGCAUAGAUGUGAAUCCACAAUGUAGGCCGGCCAUGCAACUCGUUUCUAAGUUACUAUCCAACUGAAUAUUUGAAGGUCAUCAUGGCUUGUGAAAGGUUUGUCUUCUGAAAAUAGUACUCAAGUCUUGUGCAGUUUAAGGAAGCAAAUUAUGAGAUAACAUGUAAUAAUAUCUCCAUCCCCAAAUUAAUGAUGCUGGGACUAUAAUAGUGUAUGAUCAAUGAGUAGUGAGUGAAUAAAUUUGUACUUUGACAUGUGAUCUGUAAUUAAACUCCAUCAAUCAAUUUUUAAGUGAACGUACAAGUCA